Molecule: messenger RNA, 3839 nt
Organism: Myotis daubentonii (Daubenton's bat)
Lineage: Eukaryota; Metazoa; Chordata; Mammalia; Chiroptera; Vespertilionidae
Gene: RUFY2
Product: RUN and FYVE domain containing 2
Cellular component (GO): cytoplasm
Molecular function (GO): metal ion binding
Source: RefSeq, a predicted model, not a curated record
UCCGUUUCCGGUCCUUCCGGCGCCGCAGACGCCGAGGGAUCCGCGCAGGCGGCUUGUCUCCCGCGGCCGCAGGCUCUGCGGCCCCCGCCCCCUCGCGGCGCCGCGCCCCGCGUCCUCCCGCCGCCGGGAGCGCUGUGGGCCGCCCGGGCCUGGCGCUGACGCCGUGGCGGCCGCCGCGCGCCCGAGGGGAGCCGCUGGGGCCCCGGCUGUCCCCGCCCGAGACCGCGCCGCCGCCGCCAUGGCUACAAAAGACCCCACAGCCGUAGAGAGAGCGAACUUGUUAAACAUGGCUAAACUGAGCAUCAAAGGACUCAUUGAAUCUGCUCUCAGCUUUGGCCGCACUUUGGAUUCUGACUAUCCCCCCUUGCAGCAGUUCUUUGUCGUUAUGGAACACUGUCUGAAACACGGUCUUAAAGUAAGGAAAUCAUUUUUGAGUUAUAAUAAAACUAUCUGGGGUCCUUUGGAACUGGUGGAGAAGCUGUACCCAGAAGCAGAAGAAAUAGGGGCCAGUGUCCGGGAUUUACCUGGUCUUAAGACCCCCCUGGGUCGUGCAAGAGCAUGGCUUCGUUUAGCCCUCAUGCAGAAAAAAAUGGCUGAUUAUCUUCGUUGCUUAAUUAUUCAGAGGGAUCUCUUGAGUGAAUUCUAUGAAUAUCAUGCACUAAUGAUGGAAGAAGAAGGAGCAGUAAUUGUUGGGCUACUGGUUGGCCUGAAUGUGAUAGAUGCUAAUUUGUGUGUAAAGGGAGAGGAUUUAGACUCACAAGUUGGAGUGAUUGAUUUUUCCAUGUAUUUAAAGAAUGAAGAUGAUAUUGGAAAUAAAGAAAGGAAUGUUCAAAUAGCUGCCAUAUUAGACCAGAAGAAUUAUGUUGAAGAAUUAAAUAGACAACUGAACAGCACAGUCAGCAGUCUCCAUUCAAGAGUUGAUUCAUUGGAAAAGUCAAAUACUAAGCUGAUUGAAGAGUUAGCAAUAGCAAAGAAUAAUAUCAUUAAGCUUCAAGAAGAAAAUCAUCAAUUACGAAGUGAGAAUAAGUUGAUUUUAAUGAAAACACAGCAGCACUUAGAGGUUACCAAAGUGGAUGUGGAAACUGAGCUUCAAACAUACAAGCAUUCUCGGCAGGGGCUAGAUGAAAUGUACAAUGAAGCCAGAAAGCAGCUUCGAGAUGAAUCUCAGCUACGACAGGAUGUGGAGAAUGAGUUAGCUGUACAAGUUAGUAUGAAGCAUGAGAUUGAACUUGCCAUGAAAUUGUUGGAGAAAGAUAUCCAUGAGAAACAAGAUACUUUGAUAGGCCUUAGACAACAACUAGAGGAAGUUAAAGCAAUUAACAUAGAGAUGUACCAAAAGUUGCAGGGUUCAGAAGAUAGUUUGCAAGAAAAAAAUGAAAUAAUUGCCCGACUAGAAGAAAAAACCAAUAAAAUUACUGUAGCCAUGAGGCAGCUGGAACAAAGAUUGCAGCAAGCAGAGAAGGCGCAACUGGAAGCUGAAGAUGAAGAUAAGAAAUAUCUACAAGAAUGUCAGAGUAAAUCCGACAGUCUGCUGAAACAAAUCUCUCAAAAGGAGAAACAGCUGGCGCAACUGGAAACUGAUUUGAAGAUUGAGAAGGAAUGGAGGCAGACUUUGCAGGAAGAUCUUCAAAAGGAAAAAGAUGCUUUAUCUCAUCUUAGAAAUGAGACCCAACAAAUCAUUAGUCUUAAAAAAGAGUUCCUUAACCUCCAGGAUGAAAAUCAGCAGCUGAAAAAAAUAUAUCAUGAAAAGGAGCAAGCUCUUCAAGAACUUGGCAACAAACUUAGCGAAUCCAAACUUAAAAUAGAAGAUAUAAAAGAAGCCAACAAAGCAUUGCAGGGACUGGUUUGGUUGAAAGACAAAGAAGCAACGCAUUGUAAGCUCUGUGAAAAGGAAUUCUCACUCUCUAAGAGAAAGCACCACUGUAGAAACUGUGGGGAAAUUUUCUGUAAUGCUUGCUCUGACAACGAACUGCCUUUGCCUUCUUCGCCAAAGCCAGUACGGGUUUGUGAUUCCUGUCAUGCAUUGCUCAUUCAGAGAUGCUCAUCUAAUUUGCCGUAAGAUUCUAAAGCAAAAUCCUCACUGUAUGGAAGUACUGAUUAUGAAUGUUAUGUAUGAAUACGUGCACAACAUACUCAGACAGCCCUUCUUAAGCAGCUUUCAGACAGUAUUGGUACCAGUUUUAUCUUUCACAUCUUCAAUUAUUGGGAAUUAAAAAGUUGCAUAAUUGGGUAUUUCCUUUCCAUUAUUAAAGAAUUUUCAUCAGGGCAUGCUUUAAAAUAACUUCAACCUAAUUCCUAGUUCAUGUAAUAAUCAUGUAACUCUUAAUAACAUUGAUAAGGCCAGAUAGUAGCUAACACAGUUGCCUUAUUUUAUAAAGGCCUUCUUAAAAACAGGGCUUCAGAUUUUCUUCUCCAGAUCGCGGAGUUGAUAUUUGAUGGUGCCUGUAAUUUUCUUAAUGCACUUUAAAGCUUCAUGGUUCUUAAAGAUGGGAAAUGUGUAGAAUUUUUUAUGUGUUAAUAUCCCAAUUCAUCAGAUUUUCAAUUAGCUUGGUAAGGUGUCAACUAUAUUUAUUUGGCCCUUUGCUCACGUUGCAUUAGAAAAGGCCAAUAUUUUAUGCUGUUUCCUUUGGGUCUUACUCCUAAAACCAGUGUUGUAAUUGCUAUCUUUCAGAUACAGUGGGUUAAAGAGUUCGUUUUUCCACAACCUUUUCCUUAUUUUGAAAGGAAGUUUAAAUCAUCCUUUUAACUUAAGUUGCUACUUGCAGGUCUUUCCAGUAGUUUUUAAGAAGCAUUAAUAGUGCAGUGGUCUGCUACUGCAUAAAGGGUAAAAAAUUUACCACAUACUGAGCACCUCUAAACCAGGGUUGGUUAGCGGAUGAAGAUGUGGUCUCAGCCCUGCCAUGAAAUACAUACUUGAACCAUUUCAAGCAUGAGAUUGAAUAAACACUAAUCUCAUUGUAUUGCUUAUUGCAUAUACAAGAAUUUAAUCUGUAAAAAGUAAGUUACCCUUGUAUACAAUCACUUGAAUGGCAUCACUACUAGGAGUCCUACCCUUUUUUAUUUAAGUCAAGUUUUAGCCAUGCACUUUACCCCUGUGAACCUUUCAAACAAUGUGCUAUUAGAAUAAUCUUACAUUACUCCUAGGAGCAUUGUAUUUAGUGAAUUUAAUCAUGGCUACCCCCUACCCCCUAGGAUGGGGGUUACUUAUUUUGCAGGAUUUUUUCCUCGGAGUACAUACUUUCAUUAAGUGUGAAAAUUAUUUUUUUAAAUUGCCAAAGUUUGAAACUAGUAUUUUACUUAAGAUUUUCUCCAUAAUCCAAUUUGAGGUCUUCUGGCAGAACCGACAGAUUUUUAGGUGGUCUUGCUCUGAUAGAAAUGUUGAAGAGAUAAAUUAUAUUAUUGAAACUUUUGUAUUGAUGGAUGAACAUUUUUAUGAUACUAAGUGUUUUUUAUUAAUGUGCUUAGAAUUAAAAAAUGGGAUUUUUGCUUAAAUUCCAAGGCUGGUUAAUCUCCCCUUCAGUUCUUUGCUAUUCAAAACUCAUGUAUCACCACUGCAUUGAAAUUUUUGUAGGCAAAAGUUUAGUAUUAGCUCUUUAAAAAACAUAACACAUUUAUACCAAUUUUGAAAUUUAUGUUAAAAAGCUUUUCAUUUGUACUUUGUGAACCUACACUUUUUUUCAAGGAAGAUUUGCAAACUUCACAUAUCAUUCCCUCAUCUAGCCAGUACUAUCACAAUAAUGCUAUCAUGGUGCCAAGGAAUUGUGAUUGUUAAUUCUUCUACCCUGUAAUGUUUUAAAAUAAAAUGUGAAUUUUAUAAAAAUAAAAGAUUUGAAAACUUA